Molecule: messenger RNA, 1425 nt
Organism: Mycena indigotica
Lineage: Eukaryota; Fungi; Basidiomycota; Agaricomycetes; Agaricales; Mycenaceae
Exons: 5
Coding region: 1-1425 (474 amino acids)
Source: RefSeq, a predicted model, not a curated record
AUGUCACAAUACUCAGGCUUUCAGGCUUACGCUAACCGUGGACCUGGUUUCUCUGACCCUACUCCACCACCCCUGCUAGAGCCACCCCCCCAAUUCAAACCGCUAGAGCCGAUCUCCAUUCACCAUAACUACGCGCCGUCCAUCAAUGAGAUUCACUAUUACAUCAAUUAUCACCUUGGCCAGACUCCGUUCCUAUCGCACUUGCCGAAAAACAAAGUGCACCUCCGUUACUUCAUCCAGUAUUGCAUGAGUGCACGAACUAUACGGCGGUAUUUGCCGGCUUAUGGGAAGACUGAAAAGGAACUAGAGUGCGUCGAGGUGGAAAGCCCAGACGGACGCCGCUUCAAAAUAUUCGAUUUUUACGCUGCUCUCGGAUUCAUAAUCUCGGAAUGCGAGCUCAGAGACUUCAAAUCUGGUUCUUCUAUCGACUCCAUUGAGACACGCGAUGCUUACAAGAAAAUCCUCGCUUACUAUAUUCGAUGGAUUGCAGUGUUGAAGCCCAUGUAUUCUGACGAUGCAGCCCCAGCAACCGCUAUCAUUGGCUAUCGCGGAAACUCUCCAUCAAAUUCCGGCUCCAGCCUUAUUAUCUCGGCCCUGUUUCCAACUCGCCCAUCCGAAUAUAACCGUGCUCUCUCAGCUGCAUAUCAAGUUCCGGCAAAAGAGAAUCAGAACUCCCUUUUUGGUGUCCACCCUGAACACGGUCCUCUGUAUUUCGAAAACAAAAACUCGGACAAUGGCCACUGCUGUGAAAUUUCGAUGCUUUGCUAUGUUCUUCCUACCAGCGCGGUGGAUCCCGUCACAGUAUAUGGUCUCGCUGUUGACAUCCGCAAGGCAAGCACCAAGACGAAACUCACCUCCGAGUAUAACGCGGUGGCUUUCGAAGAUUGUCUGAGAGGACCUUGUGACAACUGCAAGGCAAUGUUCCGUAUCAUAAACAACGCGAUGCGAACAGACCCGAGCUAUCGGGGAGGAAUGGCCCAGGCGUUCACCUAUUACGACCGCGCGACGCAACAACCAACUGGCUCCUGGCCGGACCUGAAUGCCCGUCAUCCAACUACGGCCAGCCAGCGCUGUAUCAAUUGCCAAGUCCGGCCGAACGUCGAAACCUUCGCCUGUGUCUGCCAAUAUGUCGCAUACUGCUGCGCUCCAUGCAAAUCGGCUCAUCGCGCUCAACACGCACGCAUGUGCGGCUAUUAUAACGUCUGUUGGCUGCCUCGCUGUACGCAACGACUCGGCGGGGGUGUCGUGAAAUGCAAGAAAUGCGAGACUGUCCCUAAUCGACUGCAAGCCAAGUAUUGUUGCCGCGACCAUGCGAAAGAGGACGGGCCCAGUCAUUACCAAUGGUGCAAAGAUGUCCGCAAUCUUGUCCCGAGCGACACCUUGGAGUUUCAGCAGAAGCUGAAAGCCGCCUGGGGCCUUCUUUGA